CAUCCCCAUCUCAAACUCUUAAACCCAAUUUCCCAAAACCUUCCCAAUUACAACAACCCAAAAAUUCUAACUGUUCCCAAACUGAAAGCCUAUCAAUGGCUGCACAGCUUACUUGUAUCACCACCAUUAGCGACCUCCCCGAUGUCAUCCUCUCCAACAUCAUCGCCGCCGUCUCGGACGUCCGCAGCCGCAACUCCACCUCCCUCGUCUGCCGGAAAUGGCUCGUCCUCGAACGUUCCACGCGCUCCUCCCUCACGCUCCGUGGCAACGUCCGUGACCUCUUCAUGUUACCCACUUGCUUCAGAUCCGUUACUCACCUUGACCUCUCCCUUAUCUCACCUUGGGGUCAUCCACUCCUCUCCCCCACCGCCGUUGCUGACCCUUUCUUAAUCGCCCAACUCCUCCACCACGCGUUUCCGUCCAUCACUUCCCUUGUUCUGUACACGCGCAACCCGUGUACCCUAAGGAUCUUGCCUCCGUUAUGGCCAAACCUCAAGGAAAUCAAGCUUGUUCGAUGGCAUCAGCGUCCGCAAUUAUCAGCUGGGGAGGAGCUCAAUAUGCUAUUUACAGAGAAUUUCCCAAAGCUUCAUUCGCUAGAUUUGUCCAAUUUUUACUGCUGGACAGAUGAUAUUCCUGUCGCACUUGAAUCUCAUCCUGCAGUUGCAGCUAAUCUCACGAGCUUAAAUCUCUUGAAUUCGAGUUUUCCUGAAGGGUUUAAGUCUGAUGAGAUUAGCUCGAUAACGCGAGCUUGCCCCAAUAUGAAGGAGUUUCGUGUUGCUUGUAUGUUUGAUCCCAGGUACAUUGGGUUUGUUGGUGAUGAAGGUUUGGUUUCUAUAGCUAACAAUUGUCCCAAAUUAUCAGUGCUUCAUUUGGCUGAUACUUCAGCUUUGUCAAACGCUAGGGGUGAUCGAAAUGAUGAGGGGUUCACUCAAGAGGACGCAAAGUUUAGUGUUUCAACUUUGAUUGAGGUAUUUUCUGGUCUUCCAAUACUUGAAGAGCUUGUUUUAGAUGUUUGUAAUAAUGUUAGAGACACCGGUUCUGCGUUGGAAAUUUUGAAUAAGAAAUGCCCCAAAUUGAGAUCGUUGAAGUUGGGGCAAUUCCAUGGUGUUUCUAUGCCAAUUGAAUCAAAGUUGGACGGAGUGGCUCUUUGUGAAGGGCUUCAAUCGUUGUCCAUAAGGAAUGUGGGGGACUUGAAUGAUAUGGGUUUGAUAGCUAUCGGUAGAGGGUGUUCGAGGUUAACCAAGUUUGAGAUUCAAGGUUGUAAAAAGAUUACUAUGAGGGGCAUGAGGACACUAGCUUCUUUGCUUAAGAAUACGUUGGUUGAUGUCAAGAUAUCUUGCUGCAAGAAUCUUGGAGCCUCUUAUUCAUUGAAAGCAUUGGAGCCAAUACAAGAACGGAUCCAAAGGCUUCACAUUGAUUGUGUGUGGGAUAGCGUUGAAGAAUUUGAAGAUCUUGAUGGUUAUGGAUACGGGUUUGAUCUUAAUGUGAAUGAUGGAGGUGAGGCAUCAAGCAACUCUGCUGGUUCUGGGGACACAUUUGAAUGCGAGGAAGAUGCAUUCAUGUUUAAACAACAGAAAAGAUGCAAGUAUGAGGAAGUUAAUGGCCAUGCUAGUGGAUAUAGUGGACGAUCAUGGGAUCAGCUGCAAUCCCUCUCUCUUUGGAUUGAGGUUGGUGAACUUCUGACUCCUUUAACAGCUGCAGGUCUUGAAGACUGUCCUAACUUAGAAGAGAUCAACAUUAAAGUGGAAGGAGAUUGCAGGCUAUGGUCAAAACCUUCGGGGCGAGAAUUUGGACUGAGCACUCUUCUAUACUAUCCUAUGCUAUCCAAGAUGCAUUUGGAUUGUGGAGAUACCAUAGGUUAUGCACACACCGCACCAUCAGGGCAGAUGGAUUUGAGCUUGUGGGAAAGGUUUUAUCUGUUUGGGAUUGGAAAUUUGAGCCUUACUGAACUUGAUUACUGGCCACCACAAGAUAGGGACGUUAACCAAAGGUGUCUAUCCCUACCAGCAGCUGGGCUGCUACAAGAAUGUGUCACUCUCAGAAAACUCUUCAUCCAUGGAACAGCACAUGAACAUUUCAUGAUGUUCUUUCUUAGGAUCCCGAACUUAAGAGAUGUACAACUGAGAGAAGAUUACUAUCCCGCACCUGAGAAUGACAUGAGUACAGAGAUGAGGGCAGACUCCUUGAGCCGCUUUGAAGCUGCCCUAAACAGGCGCCUGAUAUCUGAUUGAUGCAAGGAGCAAAAUGUCGACACAAUUAUCCCAUGUCCAGUGCCUCAAAGAGUUUUAUUUAGUCAGAUAAUGUAUUAAAUAUCCAGAUCUCUAUAUAUGCAUUAUGGUUUUGUGCAUUGACCACUGCUGCACUUUGCUCAAAUUGGGAUAAAGAGGAGGAUGAUCGCUAAAUCAAAUUUGGGUCCCGGUUCUGCUUGCAAGGAGUGGAAUUGUAGAAUAUUAGGUAAACGAACUCUGCAUUUGAUUUCACAAAAAGGCUGAACGUUUCAACUAUAUUUCUACAUACACGAUAUUUUUUCUAAAACUGGAAAAUCACACAGUUACUACAACUUGAGCCGGACAUUGUUAACACCUCUACCAUGUUUUUUCUGUACAGACAAAACAGAUUGCACUAACAGAGUGAAUACUCGCACUCUACCAGUCGGGUGAGAAUUUCCCCGCAACUUGGUCUUUCGUUGGGCUCAGCCCAACAGUCUGAAAUGAAAAAAACGAUGAGUCAGGGACGUCAAAAAGCUAAAAAGGAGAACAUUAUGGAGACGAACAGAAGAACGGUGAAAUACAUGGGUCCAUUGCAUUUAGUUAUACAUUACGCCAGAAAUACCUGCAAUUAGUUGGCCAAGGGGUCCUUCAGGUAUCUCUAGCCUUGAUCCUUCAUUGGCAACAAUAUAAACUACCUGAAAAUGGGCACAAGGCAGUUGUUACUUGAUGUAGCCAUGUGGAAAUAAGACACUAACUUCCAAGACAUAAGAAAAAACAAUUAACCAUAACAAAGGAGAGGUUAAAUAUAGCGUACCCUCUCUGGUGGUACACCGUGCCAUGGUCUUUCUAGGGUACAAAGUUCCCACAUUAUCACGCCAAGACUAAAAAUGUCACAUUUUUCUGUAUAAGACUCGUUUCGGAUGAGCUCUGGAGCCAUCCAUUCAGGAGUGCCAGCUGCUGCAGUAUCUCUCAUAGGUGCAUCUGUCAUUAUUUUCGAGAGCCCAAAAUCACAUAUUUUGACACUCCAGUGCUUGUUCACAAGGCAGUUUGCACUUUUUAGAUCACGAUGGACUAUCUUCAUCCGAUGCAUGCACAUCAACCCUCUUAGUUGCCAACAGAAGCAAGAAACUAAUCAUAAAUCCCGUCCUUGAGAAAUAUAAAAGUAGAAGCAUGGUUGAGGUAUUUUAUGUAGAAGCUUUUGAAGCAUUAUGUAAUAAAAAAAAAAUUACAUGGUUUGUAUGUAAUUAACAUGUGUUGAAGGGAUUGUAAUCAGCAUUCAUAGAAAAAGAA
Solanum verrucosum is the source of this 3500-nucleotide messenger RNA. RefSeq names its product F-box/LRR-repeat MAX2 homolog A. Gene Ontology annotation, cellular component: SCF ubiquitin ligase complex. The transcript has a single exon. The record is from RefSeq and is a predicted model, not a curated record. Gene Ontology annotation, biological process: SCF-dependent proteasomal ubiquitin-dependent protein catabolic process. Gene Ontology annotation, molecular function: protein binding. NCBI's taxonomy places the organism in Eukaryota, Viridiplantae, Streptophyta, Magnoliopsida, Solanales, Solanaceae. The coding region runs from base 96 to 2231 and encodes 711 amino acids.